Messenger RNA from Sycon ciliatum, 3764 nucleotides. RefSeq lists its product as uncharacterized. The transcript is spliced from 2 exons. NCBI's taxonomy places the organism in Eukaryota, Metazoa, Porifera, Calcarea, Leucosolenida, Sycettidae. The record is from RefSeq and is a predicted model, not a curated record. Bases 445 to 2604 code for a protein of 719 amino acids.
AAAGAAACGGCCCUGUCUCACUGUGUUCGGCACUGUGGUACAUCUGUGCAUAUGGACCUAAGCACAGCAUCACAGACCCUGAUUCGAAACCUACUCGACUUUCGCUUUUGGGUCCGUCGGUGUGCUGUAGGGUGGGCAGCAAAUCACAGUCAACAGCGAUUCCAAGUCAAGUUCGCGAUGUUAUCCCAGGAACAUUUCCUCUAGCGUUGAUGGGCAGCUUCGGACACUACCCUUGGCACAUCUCCCAUAGAUGGUAGCAAAUAGGCAGUGGAGAAACAAUCAGGUCCUAUGAGCCUGUCGUAUUCCUUUAGCCAUAAUCUUAGAAGCUGGUUCAUUUUGAGACGUCUAGCUGGGCGGUACUAAGAUCUAACAUCAGCGCAAACGACCAAAAAACCCCGCUAUCCUCCAGCCCACAGGCUGGGGGAGGAGACACAAGAACUCAAAAUGAUGGAUGAUCAACCACAGCAUGUGAGCAUGAAAGCCGUCAAGGAGUCACCAGCCGUGCACCCGGAGCGGUGCACACAAAAUCAGGAGCCAUACACCAGUGCGUAUCAACGUGACAAGCACAACUGGUCGGACCAAACAUAUGCGAAGCAAACCAAAUACGUCCUUAAUGACAGCCAUGCCGAUGAACUGCCUGGAGCAAUUGGAGAGCAGCACAAGAAGCAUUGGUUCCGUGGUGAGCAAAGAAUUCCCAACUGGCUGUUUGCUCUUGUCAUAUGCCUUGGGCUGGCUCUUGUGUCCUCUGUCUCAUUGCUGUCUUAUAAGGUGGUGUGGCCGUCGAAUGAGAACCAGCAAUGCCUCUGCACCGACCAGCAUUCAGGUGAGCAUACACACGCCAAAAGCAAGAUCGAUGAUGCGCAGCAAGCGCCCAUGAGUAACGUCACGGGUGCGAAAUCCUGGGAGCAGCGAGAGGCGGACUGCCAGCACGAGAGGAAAACGCUCGUGGAACUCCUAAAGCAAUACAAUACACAGAGAUGGCAUGAAAUGCAGCAGCCCGCCAUAUCCAGUCAGACCUGUCUUGUUUGUGAGCUCAGAUCACAAGUUUCUACUAUCAACGCAUCUUUCUCGGAAUGCAAUGUGCAGAGGAACGAACUAACUACCAACGUCACAAGCUGCAUACGUAACCUGCAACUUGCGACGGUUGAUGUUCAAAAGCAACGUGGAUGGCUGGAAAGGUGCCUGCGUUCGCAUACUCUUGCUCGGAAGAAGUUAGCUGCAGCAACGGUUUUGAUCAAGAAGAAGGACUCUACACCAAAAUCAUGUGCCAAAAGAAAGCGCAAACUGUCCAAAGAUAAGAAAGCGCAAGUUUCCACUCUCAACGCGUCAUUGUUGGAAUGUAAGGCGCAGAGGAAUGAAGUAGCUACCAACGUCAUAAGCUGCAGAGGUCAUCUGCACUUUGCAAGGGUGGAUGGUCAGCGGAAUCGUCGAAAGCUGCAAAGGUGCAUGCGUUCGCAUACUCUUGGUCAGAAAAAAUUAGCUGCAGCAAAGGUUUCGAUCAAGAAGAAGAACGCUAGUCAAAAGUCAUGUGCCAAAAGAAAGCGCAAGCUAUCCAAAGAUAAGAAAGCGCUCACCCAGAAGUUGGCAACAAAGGAGAACGAAAUCGCUCAACUGACCCACGAGAACAGCGUGCUCCAGCACAACAAUCGGGUGCUUUUCUCGCAACUAGAAACACGCCACACACGAGAGAGGAAGACGGGGUUAGAUGCAACCCAUGCUCAUGCUGUCAGUCUUGCAAACAUAGAAAAUUCUAUUUCUUACUGGGCCGACUUUCUUGCUGACAGCAACGUUCGGUCAAUGGUAGGCGAGGAGCUCAGUUUAAUCGGUGAGGCACGCAUCAAUAUUGUGCGUGAACUCAAAUAUGCGAAGUAUGAGUUUCCGCGUGAAACGAGAGCCUUAGUUAUGGCAGGGAAGACGCAUAUCGUGGAGCAACCCAGUAUUAUGUUUACCGAGAGUACUUGUCCAGAACAAAAGGUCUUCCAGUUCUCUUCAGAGCCGGUGGAGAAUCCCGAAAACUCAGUGAUCAUCACGAUUAUUGAAAAAUGUCUCUUCGAGUUCCGCCUUAUAAGUCAGUGGGUGACUAAUUACCUCGAACGAAUUCCUGAAGCGAAGUCUGAAGGAGUUCCAUCGGAGAACGUGGGAAUCAAUUCGAGCAAGCCACAUUGGGUUGGACUGGAAGUGCCCUCGGUGGAAACUUUGCCACGCAUCAUUCUACGGAACAUUGCAUUGAUGGGUCCCACCAUAUUGUUGCCGCUGAUAGUAUUCCUAUUCCGCGAGAUAACCACCGGUAAGCUUAGAGCUUCGGAUAUUCCAUCAGUGAUCUCGCAGACUCUGCUGUUCAAUUUGAUUUCCGAGAUUGCAACUGCAACCGCGGCCUUAACCUUCCUUCCAGUCAUCAUUUGGUACUUCAGUACACUUUUCCCCUUCAUUUUGAGGUGGCUAGUAUCAAUGGCUUUCACCACUAUUUCGUCCAUAUAUGACGUUGUCAAUGGCAACGGCUACGCAUGGGUUACGUCAGAAGCACCUGUGAGACCUGCACAGUCAAGAGCCACCCGCUCCCGAGCACAGACGUUGCGCCGCAACCGAAGUCGUUCGGCGCAUUGAGUUGAUUCUAAAAUGGACCAGUUACCUACGGCAAGAGAUAGUGGUCACGCUGAUGGACACUAUGCUGGCGUCAAACGCUCUACUCUUGAGCAACCACGCAGCAUGUGAUUUUCCCGGCGGGCCAGGCAACAAGGUAAAUUGGUUUGUUUCAAACCCCUUGUAUAUAAUAAUGGAUUAGUAUUUGGGCUUUUGGUUUGAUAGAAGCUGAAGCGUUUGGAAUAUAGAGUACGCGAUAUAUAAGAACAUAACCGAAUUGUACCUGUAUAAUAUAUAUCCAGUAAUUGUCGCAUCGGCGUUAUAUUUUCCUCUUGAUGGAACUAGGGAAUUAUUAGUCUAAUAAUAGAGUAGGAUUGGUUUCGAGCGUAUCAGUGCUGAUGCUGCUAAGAUUGCCUUCCGGGAUAUCUUGCCCUCCCAUUGUCAACACACACAUAACGCUACUAUGGAGUUCACACCAUCAUAACCAGCUACUAGAGGUUUGUUGGAGAGCCAUAGAGCGCAGGAUGUGCCCAUGGUCUUAUUUUCCACAAACGUAGCUAGUGUGGCGUUGCGCUGGAAUAGGACUCAGAGACUUACCUUCAAUCUUGCCAGCAGCUCACAGCCAGAGUAUAUAUGAUUCAUUUGCUCUAUAAUAUUUUAGCAUUGCCUACAUGUAGGUGGUUUCAUGUGCUGUUGUCAUGACUACCAUUAGGAUUACGUCUAGAGUCUACAGACAUGCGGCUCGAUGGAAGUACUGCCAGCACACAUUCCUGACUCAAAUUGCUGUCCGUAUGUUUCCAUGCGUAGUGACUUUAGUCAUUGCGUUAACACAAUAUUGUGUAGUGCCAUGUGAAGCGCAGCACAGGGACUCAAACAUCUAUAGCUUCGUCAGCAGGCAUUUCAGAAAGGUUUCGCAGGUUUUGAGUUUCUCUUAUCUUAUAGUAAAUUUGGGCUACUGGGUCUUAAACCCAAGGUGUGCACAGAUAGUUACGGUUUACAUAAACCCGGUACGUGCAUUGCAAGUUUAGCUGAUUCGCUGAAGUGAAGCCUAUUCUUUGCUAACCCUCCGGUGGUAGCCCAUAAUGUUUUUAAAUUUUGCAUUUCCCAUUCAAUGUAUAUGCACUUUCAUACAAUAACACAAGAAUUUGAUUUUUUUGAUUCUGUCAAGAAAUUCUUUUCUCGCA